Molecule: messenger RNA, 1287 nt
Organism: Pieris macdunnoughi
Lineage: Eukaryota; Metazoa; Arthropoda; Insecta; Lepidoptera; Pieridae
Source: the annotation of a GenBank genome assembly
AUGUACCGAAAAAUGCUGAAGUGUUCAAUAAGGAAUAUCAUUUCCAACCCCGUAAAAUUUUAUCACACUAAGUCCGAUUGCCAUGUGACAGUACCCCAUGGUAAGAUGAGAGGUAAAGUGUGCAGUACUCCGUGCGGUAAACAGUACUAUAGCUUCGAGGGGAUACCCUACGCUAAGCCACCUUUGGGACCCCUCAGAUUUAGGGAUCCUCAGAAAUUUGAUUACUGGUGUGGAGUACUUGACGCGACGAAACCUGGAAAUAAACCCGUGCAAAUAAAUCCCUAUAACCAAUCUAUAGAAGGUUCAGAAGACUGCUUAUAUUUAAAUGUGUACACUCCAAUAUUGCCCGAUAAACAAAAACAAAGUCUGCCAGUACUAUUUUUCUCAUAUGGCGGAAUAGGAGAAAGUGCAGGCGCAGUUAUAACUACAUUAUUAUUGAUUUCAAAGAUGACUCAAGGUAUAUUUAAAAGAAUAAUUGGUUUAUCAACUGUUUUAUCUGAUGAAAUGAUAGGCUAUAAUCACCUGGAAAAAGCAAAAGAUAUUGCUUCAAAUUUAGGAAAUAACAUUAAUAGCUCUGAGGAAAUAGAUAAUUUGCUUCGGAACUGUUCUCCUGAAGAUUUGACUAAGGCUUUAAUGAAAUCAGUUUCUCGUGCAAAUGAAAAUCGCAUACACAGCUUUAUACGGCCAGCAGUUGAAAAUGAAUACGAUAAUGUCGAACCAUUCCUGGAUGAUUAUCCGCUACAGUCGUUAAGAACUAAUAAUUAUUCUAAAGUUCCAGCUCUUAUGAGUGUGGCAACCCACGAAUCGGCAUACCUUAUAACUCCCCCAUCCGGACAAUUUAAAUUUAACAAUGAUAUAUUGAAAUUCGUACCGAGUCCUGCAUUAGAAGAUAAGGAUGCUGUGCAAUUAAUGGAUAUGGAGAAACAACUAAAAGAAUUGUACUUUAAAGAUAAAGAAAUCGGUCCUUCAACACUAGUCGAAUACUUAGAUCUAGUUUCAGAUAUCGAUAUAUUACAAUUUCUAUUUUACACAGAGAAGAGAAGAAACACUUUUAAUGAACAAGAUAUGAAACUUGUUGAUAUGUUGACUGAGGCGUUGUGUAACUUCGCAAAAAACGGAAAACCAACGUGGACGGGACAGGAAAUAUCGUGGCCAAACUAUAAAACAGAUGAAAGAAUAUGUUUAAAUAUUGAUGACAGAAUAAGCUGUGUCCCAUUACCCGAAUAUGAUAGAUAUACAAAUCUAAUUAAUAUACUUAAACAGAAGCCGAAGAUACGACAACAAUAA